CAUCGCGCGCUUGCACCUGGCACUUAGCACCUGCACAUGCGCCUGCAUUUGCUCUCGCCCCCCCCGGCCAUCCACCCCCCUAGCCGGAGUCAGGCCGGACUCAAGACCGGGGCAUCUCAUUUUUUUUUAUCUGGGUGCCCUCUUCUUUCCCGCAAGCCUACCUAGGCAGUGAUUAGACGAUCUCUCCAUCGACUUCGUCAGAAGGAUGCCGCCGACCGUCGAAGCCCUCGACCCGGCCAUGAUCCUGGACGAAUGGAUCAGCAGAACCCAGAACCUCCCUGAAGAGAUCCGCUUCCUACAAGACGAGGUCGCCGACAAGGACCGCCAGUACGCGAAGCUCGUCAAGGAGAUCGAAGAGCGCGAUGGCCGCAUCCAGAAGUGGAUCAAGGCCAACGGCAGCCACCAGAACAACCCGAAGGAGGACGAGUACAGGGCCCUCAUCCGCAAGAACUUCGCUCAGGCCGAGAAGCUAGCCAAUGAAAAGAUUGCUCUUAGCCAAAAGCUGCAGCACAACAUGGACAAACACGUCCGUCAGCUCGACGUGCAGAUCAAGAUGCUCUACGACCGCGCCGAGCCCGGCUUCUCCGAUCCCGACGAGCUGCCCUCGCUGGUGCGCACCAGCGCCGCAAACAUCACAAUCACGAACCCUGUCAUGCGUCCCAUCCGAAACACACAGUCUCAGCAACACACAUCGGCCUCAGCCCCUGCUACGCCCGCCGCCAGCAUGAUCAUGAACCGGCAGGCGCGCGAGAGCUCGGCCGGCCCCGGCAGUGGCGUUCCUAAACGCGGGCCCCGCUCCAACGGCGGCCUAGGCAACCUCCCGGCAACGUCGAGCGGGCUGGCGCGGCACUCGUCACUCGGUCCCGGGACGCCCAAGAGCCACCAGACAGCUGCCGGGGUACAGCGCGCGGGCAGCGCAGGCCCGCGCGCUACGUCAAAGGCAUCGGGGGGCGGCGCGGGUCGCAAGGCCGGGACGCCGUCUAGCACGGCGGGAGGCCGUAAGAAGGGCACGCCCGCGGGCGCCGUCGGUGCUGGGUCUAACAAGUCCGGCCUGUCGCGCGUCAAGCGGGCCGCCAAGAACAGCCCCUCCUCGGCGGCCGAGAGCGAGCUCUCAGACGCCGACUCGGGCAGCGCCGACGAGAGCGAUGCGCGCACCACGGGCGGCCGCGGUACGCCCGCGGCCGUGUCGCGGUCUGGAUCCAACGCCGCCGCCAACAGCAGCAACAGCAACAAGGAGGGCAGCCACGAGCGCGAGGCUAGCGGCGUCGGCGGCAGCGGUGGUGGGCCAGUAGGACCAGGCCCAGGAGCUAGUGUUGGAGGGGCAGUGCGCCCACGAAGCGGCAGUCACAACAUAAACAAGGACGGCGGAAACGGCAGCGGCGGUCCCACAGCCGGAGGCCCCGGCGGACCCAAUAGCGGUGUUGACGCCGGCGCCGGCGCGGAAGUCGACGACGACGACGACGAAGAGGACGAUGAGGACGACGCCAUGGACGUCGACGACGAUGACGCAGGCGACGACAAGAAAUAUUGCCUGUGCCAGAAUGUCAGCUUCGGCGACAUGGUCGCCUGCGACAACGACGACUGCCCCUACGAGUGGUUCCACUGGGGCUGUGUCGGCCUCAAGAGCGAGCCCAACGGCAAGUGGUUCUGUCCCGAGUGCGCCGAGACCAUGAAGAAGAAGGGCGGCCGCCCGGCAUCUUAAAACGCCCACCAAUAUACACUGAAAAAAGCGGAAGCGAUCGAUUCGCUAGUCGCAUAUUAGCGUGCGUUGCGUGUGAUGGAUUGACGGAUCUAUGGGGCCUAUGAUGAACUAGCACUAUAGAUGUGUCUAUACCCUACUAUAGUAUCAACCCUAGUGUAGUAUCACAGGGUAACUACCUAAAGUUAAACCAACACCCCAAAUAUCAUAGAGACGCUUGAGAUGCUUGCAGUCAUAGAUUCAUGUUGACAGCUAGUCUACUCCGUACCAGUUUUCCCAUAUUCGUAUCGCCACGACUCUAUUGCAGUUGAGCUACAUAUUGUAAUAAUGAUC
Messenger RNA from Lasiosphaeria miniovina, 2032 nucleotides. RefSeq names its product inhibitor of growth proteins N-terminal histone-binding-domain-containing protein. The record is from RefSeq and is a predicted model, not a curated record. Gene Ontology annotation, biological process: regulation of DNA-templated transcription. The transcript has 3 exons. Bases 206 to 1702 code for a protein of 498 amino acids. Gene Ontology annotation, cellular component: NuA4 histone acetyltransferase complex; nucleus. Lineage: Eukaryota; Fungi; Ascomycota; Sordariomycetes; Sordariales; Lasiosphaeriaceae.